This is a messenger RNA of Anguilla anguilla (European eel), 1978 nucleotides long. Its product is annotated as glycerol-3-phosphate dehydrogenase [NAD(+)], cytoplasmic. The record is from RefSeq and is a predicted model, not a curated record. The transcript has 8 exons. Gene Ontology annotation, molecular function: protein homodimerization activity; NAD binding; glycerol-3-phosphate dehydrogenase [NAD(P)+] activity. NCBI's taxonomy places the organism in Eukaryota, Metazoa, Chordata, Actinopteri, Anguilliformes, Anguillidae. Gene Ontology annotation, biological process: glycerol-3-phosphate catabolic process; carbohydrate metabolic process. The coding region runs from base 115 to 1170 and encodes 351 amino acids. Gene Ontology annotation, cellular component: glycerol-3-phosphate dehydrogenase (FAD) complex; cytosol.
GGCCCAGGAGGACGGUGAAGCAUUGCACGGCGUCUCUGCAGCAGCACGGGUAGGCGUUUGAUAGUGAGGUUUAUGUGAAGAGAUAUUACUGCGGUGUGGAAGCACGCUCGCAGUAUGGAUGCUCAAAAGAAAAUCUGUAUUAUUGGCUCCGGAAAUUGGGGUUCCGCCAUCGCCAAGAUCGUGGGCGCCAACGCCGCGCAGAACGCCAAGUUCGACAGCAGGGUGAACAUGUGGGUGUUCGAGGAGAUGGUGGACGGCCGCAAGCUCACCGAGAUCAUCAACACCCAACACGAAAACGUCAAGUAUCUGCCUGGCCACAAGCUUCCACACAACGUGAUUGCUGUUCCUGACUUGGUUGAAGCUGUCAGUGGAGCAGAAGUCCUGGUCUUUGUGAUCCCGCAUCAGUUCAUCGGAAAAGUGUGCGACACCAUCAAGGACAAGAUCCGAAAAGACGCUUUGGGACUGUCCCUCAUCAAGGGCGUGGACGAGGGGCCGGACGGCCUGAAGCUGAUCUCUGACGUCAUCCAGGAGAAGCUGGGCAUCACCAUAAGCGUUCUGAUGGGAGCCAAUAUCGCUAACGAGGUGGCGGAGGAGAAGUUCUGCGAGACCACCAUCGGCUGUAAGAACAAGGAUCAUGGAGCUCUGUUGAAGGAACUGAUGCAGACCAGAAACUUCCGGAUCACGGUGGUGGAGGAGUCUGACGUUGUGGAGAUCUGUGGAGCGCUGAAGAACGUGGUUGCGGUGGGCGCGGGGUUCUGCGACGGCCUGGGCUUCGGGGACAACACCAAGGCGGCGGUGAUCCGGCUGGGCCUGAUGGAGAUGAUCGCCUUCGCCCGGAUCUUCUGCACGGCCGGCCCCGUCUCCUCCGCCACCUUCCUGGAGAGCUGCGGCGUCGCCGACCUCAUCACCACCUGCUACGGCGGCCGCAACCGCCGCGUGGCCGAGGCCUUCGCCAAGACCGGGAAGUCCAUUGAGGAGCUGGAGAAGGAGAUGCUGAACGGGCAGAAGCUCCAGGGUCCGGCAACAGCAGCCGAAGUGCAUCACAUCCUCACCCUGAAGAACAUGGUGCACAAGUUCCCCUUGUUCAAUGCGGUGUACCAGAUCUGCUACCAGGGACACCCUGUCGGCGAGUUCAUCAGCUGUUUACAGAACCACCCCGAGCACAUGUAGCUCGCCUAACCAAGCUCUCCAGAGGGGGAAUGAGUUUGGGGAGGGGGGGGCAGGUAACGCCCACAGGGGCAGAUGCAGCGCACAGGGGGGGGGGGUAAUUUUAAUGUUCACACUUUUAUCUUUUUAGUCUUGAAUUACACUAUAAAACGGUGAAGGAGAGUGAAAGUGACUGGCUGACCAGGCUGGGGAAAUACGGUCAGCAAGCACCAAUAAUCCAGCCACCCUGCCUGUGAUUGGCUGGACCCACAAUCCUGCCACUUACCGUCACCAUGACUACCUUACCCGUGAUGUCACACUGAUUUAAUUGCACGCACAGUUUUUAUGAGCAUGCUGCAGAAACAUCAUUUUUGUUGUAACGGGAAAGCUCUGAGGUCAUCGACAUUCGCAGCCCUCCCUGCUUCUAUUGGCUCAGAGGCUGAGAGAGGUGAUUGGUGUGUUGCUGAGGGCUGCCUGCGUUGCCUUCGCUGGGCGUCGGCCUGCCAGACGGUUGCAGUGGUAGUGCCUUAACGGUCCCGUCAGGUCUGAGUAACUGUCCCGUCAGGUCUGAGUAACUGUCCCGUCAGGUCUGAGUAACUGUCCCGUCAGGUCUGAGUAACUGUCCCGUCGUAGUCGCUCUGUUUCGUGUGAUAAUAAUUCCGCCUUAAGCAGCCACUCGUGUUCCGGAACUCCCGAUCGCCACGCUUCAUCAUCCCGCCGUGUUCCGUCCGUCUCUGGUGUGGAGGUGUGACCAGUCAGUGUGGAGCAAAUGCAUGUAAAAAUACGUAUCAAAGCAAGAUUUGAUAUUCAAAUAAAAGUAUUUGAACUCUAA